AUGAACAGACACAUAAAACCUAAAACUCCCCGAAGGCAUCAGAAAAAGCCUUCAAACACACAGAAGGACCCAGUCGGGGUGUACUGCAGAGUGCGACCCCUGGGGGCAGAGGACCAGGAGUGCUGCAUCGAGGCCAUCAGCAGCUCCACCAUCCAGCUCCAUGCUCCAGAGGGCUUCAAAGUCAACAGGAAUGGAGAGUUCAAAGAGACCCAGUAUUCCUUUAAAAAAGUCUUUGGAGUGUCUGUGUCUCAGAAAGAGCUCUUUGAGUAUGUGGCCAAACCUCUGGUGGAGGAUCUGAUCGGGGGAAAGAAUGGUCUGCUCUUCACGUACGGAGUCACUGGCAGCGGAAAAACCUUCACCAUGACCGGGUCCCCGGGUCUAGGCGGCUUACUGCCCCGCUCCCUCGACAUGAUCUUUAAUAGUAUUGGACCGUAUCAGGCUAAAAGAUAUGUUUUUAAAAGUGAUGAUAAAAACGGGAUGGAGGUCCAGACCGAGGUUGAUGCUUUAUUGGAGCGACAAAAACGAGACCAUUCUCUGAACGCAGCAAAACCAACCUCAAGACAGAAGACAGACCCUGAGAUCGCCGACAUGAUCUCGGGGGAGGAGUCCUACAAAGCCGAGGCCGUGGACGAAGACUGCGCCUACUCCGUGUUCGUCUCCUACAUCGAGAUCUACAACAACUACAUCUACGACCUUCUGGAAGACUCCGCCGAGGACCUGAUCAAACCAAAGUGGAAUGCUGGAGGCACCCCUGUGCGCCAGAACACUGAGUUCAUACCUCCACAGUCCAAGCUGCUGAGGGAAGACUUCAACCACAACAUGUACGUGGCUGGAUGUUUGGAGCUGGAGGUGCGGUCAGCGGAGGAGGCCUUCCAGGUGUUCUGGAAAGGUCAGAAGAGGAGGAAAGUGGCCAACACUCGUCUGAACCGAGAGUCCAGUCGCUCUCACAGCGUCUUCAUCAUCAAACUGGCUCAGGCUCCUCUCGACGCAGACGGAGACAACAUCCUGCAGGAUAAAAACCAGGUGACUCUGAGUCAGCUGUGUCUGGUUGAUCUGGCGGGAAGUGAGAGGACCAUGAGGACGGGAGCAGAAGGAACACGCAUCAGAGAAGCAGGAAACAUAAACCAGUCUCUGCUGACCCUCAGGACGUGCAUCGAAGUCCUGCGAGAGAACCAGCUCUGUGGCACCAACAAGAUGGUUCCAUACAGAGACUCCAAAGUCACUCAUCUGUUCAAGAACUACUUUGAUGGAGAAGGAAAGGUCAAGAUGGUCGUCUGCGUCAACCCUAAAGCCGGAGACUACGAAGAAACACUGCUGGUGAUGCGGUUUGCAGAGAUGACGCAGGAGGUGGAGGUGGCGCGGCCCAUCGACAGACCCAUCUAUGGCUUCACUCCAGGACGACGCAACCGGAACGUGGCCUUUAAGGAGGAGCUGUCGCGGAGACUCCUGGAGCGCGGAGGACCCACGGACGCACACACCGACCUGUCGUCGGUCCUGGCCGUGGUCGCCGCUCUCCCGCCUCUUCCCGCCUGCGUCCUCUCUGAUCCUCACGAUGACAUCACUUUACCGAGACUCAUCGACGCUCUGCAGCAGCGACAGCAGCUGCGGCAGGACAUGGUGCUGCAGUUCAGCCACGCAGCUGGAAUCAUGAAGACGCUCCUCCACGACUGGGACAACAGCCGAGCGUCCAAAGACAAAUUUAUCCACGAACAGAACGGAAAACUGUUGGAGAAAGAUCGGAUCAUCGAGAGCAACCGGGCGGAGAUCGAGAGGCUGGAGAAGAAGGCCAAGACCCAGGAGCACAAGAUCGACAUCCUUCAGAAAACCACCAAAGUUUAUGAAGACGACAAACGGUCGCUGCAGCAGGAGCUGGAGACCAGGGAGCAGCGGCUGACACGCGAGCAAGUGGAGAAGAGGCGCAUGGAGCAGCGCAUGCAGGGAGCAGUGUCUGACACGCAGCACAAGUGGGAGAAGGAGUGUGUGCGGAGGGUGAAUGCCAUGCAGCUGGAGAUGCAGAACAAACUCUGGGUCAAAGAUGAGAAACUGAAGCAGCUCAAAGCAAUCGUCACGGAAACAAAGACUCCAGGACGACCGGAGCCUCCACCGAGACAAACACCGGUCAGACCGUCCAGAGAAGACAAGAGAGGACCGGAGAGGACCAAGAGAUCGGCCUCGCCAUCUCUGCCUAGUUCGACUCCCGUGCGGCCGCUGCAUCGCCGCUCGCGCUCGGCCGGAGCAGAGAAGUGGGUGGACCACAAACCCACCUCCAACAUGGACCUGGGCACGAUCAUGCAGCCCGUGAUCCCCAACGCCAUCCAGGUCUCCGCCCCCAACGAGAAGACUCUGGCCAAGUGUGACCGCUACGUCCUCACGCACCAGGAAGUGGCUUCAGACGGAGAGAUACAGACCCAACUCAUCAAGGGCGAGGUCAUCAAAACCAGGAGUGGGGGUCAGGCCGUGCAGUUCACGGACUUUGAAACUCUGCGACAGGAGCUCGCCACGGCGCCCAGUCGCAAGAGAAAGUCUUCUGAAGGAGCUGCUCCCACAAACAAAGAAUCAGACGGAUCCUGGACCGAUGUCGAGAACAGAUGUGCGGUGGGAGUGGAGAUGAGAGUAGGAUCCUCCCUGGGCCCUGGAUACACACACAACGCCAUCACCAAACGCAGAAAGCCGUGA
Knipowitschia caucasica is the source of this 2676-nucleotide messenger RNA. NCBI's taxonomy places the organism in Eukaryota, Metazoa, Chordata, Actinopteri, Gobiiformes, Gobiidae. The record is from the annotation of a GenBank genome assembly.